CGACCUCGACGAAAUCAAGAAAGAGAUGACUCGACCACAAUCUCUGGCAGCUAGGGUAGCUAUGGCCGUCAGGAAUAGCUCCGCAGCAUCUCACGCCGACCCUCAUAAGGCCGCGGCAUCCUCGAAAGCACGAUUCGUCCCCAGCACCGGCACAUACCCCCAGGGCUUCAAUGUCUCCGGUAUUCACUGUGGUGUGAAGAAGGAUGGUAAAUCCCUCGAUCUCGCUGUGGUGGCCUCCGAUGUGCCAUGUACUGCCGCUGCCGUCUUCACCAAGAACGUCUUUCAGGCUGCUCCCGUCCAGGUGUCAAAGGAGACUUUGGUCGGUACCCACGGGCGUGAUAUCCGUGCCAUUGUCUGUAACUCUGGCUGCGCGAAUGCUGUCACUGGUCAGGGAGGUUACGAGGACGCGCAGGCUAUGUCCAAGGCUGUUGAUGUGCUCCUCGGCGAGACUACCUCUACCCACCGUACCUUGGUCAUGUCCACCGGUGUCAUUGGACAGCGUCUCCCUAUCGACAAGAUCGUCACUAACAUUCCUAAAGCCUACAAGCACAGGGGCUCUGAUCACUCGCACUGGCUCGACUGCGCCAAGGCCUUCACCACUACCGACACCUUCCCCAAGCUCGGCUCCAAGACCUUCGGUGUUGCUGGAAAGACCUACCGCAUUGCCGGCAUCGCCAAGGGUGCUGGUAUGAUUCACCCCAACAUGGCCACCCUUCUCGGUUUCAUGGCUACCGACGCCCCUGUCUCCGCAACCGCUCUUCAGUCCAUCCUCAAGCACGCUGUCGACCGCUCUUUCAACGCUAUCUCCGUCGAUGGUGACAUGUCCACCAAUGACACCGUUGCUAUCCUAGCGAACGGCGCUGCAGGCGGUCCCGUCAUCGAGCAGGAUGGUGAGGGCUACGAUGCUCUCCGUGAUGUUGUUACCGAGUUUGCUGCUGACAUGGCCAAGUUGGUCGUCCGUGACGGUGAGGGUGCUACGAAGUUCGUUACCAUCAAGGUUAAGGACGCACUUACCUUCGAGGACGCAAAGACUGUUGCCUCUACCAUUGCUACCUCUGCGCUCGUGAAGACCGCUCUCUUUGGACAGGAUGCUAACUGGGGUCGCAUUCUCUGUGCUACCGGCUACGCAGGCGUCCCCGUCAUUCCUACCAAGACCUCCGUCUCCUUCAUCCCUACUGAUGGUUCUCCGGAGUUGAAGUUGUUGGUGAACGGCGAGCCCGAGAAUGUUAACGAGGAGCGUGCCUCUGAGAUCUUGGCUUUGGAGGACCUUGAGAUUGAGGUCAGGCUGGGAACUGGAGGUGGUCAUGAGGCGACUUACUAUACUUGCGACUUCUCCUACGAGUACGUCAAGAUCAACGGUGACUACCGUACCUAG
Saitoella complicata NRRL Y-17804 is the source of this 1375-nucleotide messenger RNA. Its product is annotated as Arginine biosynthesis bifunctional protein ArgJ beta chain. The coding region runs from base 26 to 1375 and encodes 449 amino acids. Lineage: Eukaryota; Fungi; Ascomycota; Saitoellomycetes; Saitoellales; Saitoellaceae. Gene Ontology annotation, biological process: L-arginine biosynthetic process; L-ornithine biosynthetic process. The record is from RefSeq and is a predicted model, not a curated record. Gene Ontology annotation, molecular function: L-glutamate N-acetyltransferase activity, acting on acetyl-L-ornithine as donor; L-glutamate N-acetyltransferase activity, acting on acetyl-CoA as donor. The transcript is spliced from 2 exons. Gene Ontology annotation, cellular component: mitochondrial matrix.